UCUCACAUCAAACUGCAUAGCCGUUCUGCUUCUUCGAUUCUUGGAGAUCUUCCGUUGGUGUUCUUGUUUUGGAAUCGAUUCAGUUUAGCGAUUGAUCCAAAGGUGAAGCAAUGGAAACAGAGCAUGUCAAGAACAAGAAGUUUUAUUGGCCGAAAACAGUGAUGAGGAAAUGGCUAAAUAUAAAGAGCAGAGCCGAUGAGUUUCAUUCCGAUUAUGCCAUCAAAGCAGCGGCUUUGGGUACAAGUGACCGGAGGAGGAGCUGCUCCGACGAAGACAACUAUGUCUUCCUACCCCAAGAAUACUCAGAUCAUGGGUGGUGGACGGAGGGAACUGAACGUAUUAAAAGACCAAGAUUCGAAUCUGAUGCAUCAGAUUCUACAGAAACUCAAAACCUAAGGAUGUUCGUGGGGACAUGGAAUGUAGGAGGGAAGCCACCUCACGAGGGUUUGAACUUGAUCGAGUCUUUAAACACACCUGCACCUGCUGACAUUUACGUUCUUGGGUUUCAGGAAAUCGUCCCUUUAAACGCAGGGAAUGUAUUAGGGGCGGAGGACGAAGCUCCAGCUGCGAGAUGGCUUUCCCUGAUUCGCCAAGCUUUGAAUAACACCAACGAGAAGGAGACAGAGUUCGGCCAAAAUUACACAAGUGCCACUACUGAAGCCGAGCCCAGAACCUGUUCCCCUUCCGGUACCGGUACUACAUUAAAUUCCGGCCACCCGCAAUUGCAGCAGAAUCCCAGGGUCAGCUUCUCAAAUCUGCUUUUGAGUCCGUUGAACGAGGAGAAGGAAGAGGAAGAGGAGGAUUGCUUGAGAAGAAAUUCAAGUUCGCAAGAGAGUUGUAGUAGUAAUUGUGACUUUAAAUCAUGCGACGAAGGCUUUCUUCCAAGCACACCAGGUUCGCCGAGAAGGCAGAGCAUCAGUAGCAGCAGCAGAAGCAGCGACAGAGAUAGGGAUAGAAAUAGGAAUCGAAUGGGGGGUCGUUAUUGCUUGGCGGCCAGCAAGCAGAUGGUGGGGUUAUUCCUAUGCGUGUGGGUAAGGGCUGAUCUGAAUCGGCACAUCACCAAUUUGAAGGUCUCUUGUGUCGGAAGAGGAAUCAUGGGUUAUCUGGGAAAUAAGGGAUCAAUCUCCAUCAGUAUGACGCUGCACCAGACAACCUUCUGCUUUGUAUGCACACACUUGACGUCGGGGGAGAAAGAAGGCGACGAAGUGCGGAGGAAUUCCGAUGUUAUGGAGAUACUCAAGAAGACGAGAUUCCCUCCCUUUCCCUCUCCCUCUCAUUCUUAUGGAGUGGCUGCACUAGGACAGGGAUUCUUCCCCCAUACCAUCAUGGCCCAUGAUAAGAUCGUUUGGCUGGGGGACCUAAAUUACCGUCUCUCAUCCAGCAACGGCGACACUUAUGAACUGUUGCAGAGGAAUGACUGGCAAGCCCUCCUAGAGAAAGAUCAGUUGCAGAUAGAACAGAGAGCAGGAAGAGUAUUUCAAGGUUGGGAAGAAGGGAAGAUAGAAUUCGCUCCUACGUACAAGUACCUGGCUAACUCUGACUGUUACGUUGCCCAGUAUUCUUCAUCUACUAGUACUAUUUCUUCUAAAGAGAAACGUCGCACACCUGCCUGGUGCGAUAGAAUACUAUGGAAAGGGGAAGGGGUGAAGCAGAUGUGGUAUGGGAGGGGUGAGUCCAGGUUCUCAGACCACAGGCCCGUCUACUCCCUCUUCUCAGUAGAAGUACUGGACGUGGCCAGCAAAUCUAACUCCAGCACCACCACCACUACCCAUCAUCCAUGUCCUUCCUCAUCGUCGCGUAGCAGCAGCAGUAGCGCCAAGGCAAUGUCAGCGUCGCGUGUGGCCAGGGUACAGGCGGAAGAACUCCUAGUAGCCAGGGCACACAGCUGCUUCGAGAGCGUCUCCAGGUACGGAGAUAAGAUGUUAUCUCAAGUCUCUUAA
Molecule: messenger RNA, 1940 nt
Organism: Telopea speciosissima
Lineage: Eukaryota; Viridiplantae; Streptophyta; Magnoliopsida; Proteales; Proteaceae
Product: type I inositol polyphosphate 5-phosphatase 8
Exons: 11
Coding region: 111-1940 (609 amino acids)
Biological process (GO): phosphatidylinositol dephosphorylation
Molecular function (GO): phosphatidylinositol-3,4,5-trisphosphate 5-phosphatase activity; phosphatidylinositol-4,5-bisphosphate 5-phosphatase activity; inositol-polyphosphate 5-phosphatase activity
Source: RefSeq, a predicted model, not a curated record